UCAGUCCCUCCUAAUUGCCAUGUCCUGGCUCUCUGAUCCCUGGCGCAGGCUCCUUCAGGUGCUGUAAUCAUUAACUCUUGCAGGAAGCGCACAGCACUGAUAGGUAUCAGAGCAUCUGCUUCUGCUCAGUUCGAUACAGGGACUACUGGAGUCCUGAGAUGGAGAGCAGUCAGCAAAGAGAUGGAGGUGAGGGGGUGGCCAGGCAGGAGCCAGCUGGUGGGGGGUUGAGGCUGAGACGGGACAUGGGCCUGUGGAGUGCCGUGUCCCUGAUUGCUGGCUGUAUGAUUGGCUCUGGCAUCUUCAUGUCACCACAGGGGGUCUUGGUCUACAUGGGCAGCCCCGGGGCCAGUCUUGUGGUCUGGGCGGUCUGUGGUCUUCUGACCACCCUGGGUGCCCUGUGCUAUGCUGAACUGGGGACCCUGGUCCCCGAAUCCGGAGGGGAAUAUGCCUACAUUCUACGAACCUUUGGCUCCUUACCAGCCUUCCUGGUCAUCUACACGUUUGUGCUGGUGAGCAGACCAGCCGCCAUCGCUGCCGUCUCUCUGAGCUUUGCCCAGUAUGUCGUGGUCCCCUUUUAUCCAGGCUGCUCCUCCCUGCCCCAGGCCAUGCUCAAGGGUGUGGCUGCCACCUGCCUUCUGCUGCUGCUGCUGGUCAACUGCUGGAGCUCGCGGGCAACCAUCAUGCUGAUGAACGUGUGCACGGCCGCCAAAGUGCUCUCCUUGCUGGUCAUCGUGGGGGGCGGCGUCAUGGUCCUGGGCCAGGGCUGUGGCCGCACGGAAGCCCUUCUGACUGCCUUCCACAACACGUCACAGCAGGCCGGGCACAUCAGCAUGGCCUUCUACCAGGGCAUGUGGUCCUUUGAUGGCUGGAAUAGCCUCAACUAUGUGAUGGAGGAACUCAAGAAUCCAAGUCAGAACCUGGUGUGUGCACUGUUGAUCGCCAUCCCCCUGGUCACCGGCCUGUACCUCCUGGUCAACAUUAGUUACCUGCUAGUGUUAUCGCCCAAUGAGAUCCUUUCCUCUGAUGCGAUGGCUGUGAGCUGGGGGAACCAGGUUCUGGGGGCCUGGGCCUGGCUGGUGCCUUUGGCUGUUGCACUCGCGACAUUUGGCUCUGUCAACGGGUUGUUCUUCAGUGGAAGCCGUGUGUGCUAUGUGGCUGCGAGAGAGGGCCACAUGCCCCGGCUUCUGUCCAUGGUUCACGUGCGUCGCUUCACACCAGCCCCAGCUUUGAUGUUUACCACAGCAGUGGCUUUGGUCCUAGUCACCCCAGGAAGCUUCAACACCAUCGUGAACUCCCUGAGCUUCCUUGGCUGGCUCACCUAUGGGACCACCAUUAGCUGUCUCCUGUACUUGCGGAUGAAGAAGAAGAAGAAUCUUCCCCGACCUUACAAGGUCCCCAUCAUCAUCCCUGCCAUCAUGCUCCUUGCCUCUCUCUGCCUGGUGUUGGCACCCAUCCUCGACCAUCCCCAGAUGGAGUUCCUGUACCUCUUUCUGUUCCUGCUCAGUGGCCUCCCGGUCUAUUUCCUGUUCAUCUACUUCCGGUGCCAGCCCAGGUGUUUGCAGGUGGCCACCCUGCAUCUCCAGCUGCUCCUGGAAGUUGCUCCAACCACUAAAAAUGCCGCCUGAAGGACUGGACAGGGCCUCACUGCCCUCUGCUGUAGACCCUUCUGUCCUCACACAAGUGGCCUUGCCAGCUUCUCUGCAGGUUGACUGUGCUUAAUUCUAAUAUGUUCCUAAAGUGCUAUGACACAGCUGUGGCGGAGUUUGGGGUUUUCUAUCCGGGACCGCGUCCUCUCCUUCUCUAAGAGCUGCUCCUUCAACACAGGUGGACCUCACAGCCACACUGAUAUUACAUGACAGUCUCUCUAGGGCAUAGCUGUCUGAUAUUCCAGGCAGGCAGCUUGGAAUACUUUCCCUUCUUUUGAGAUUUUGGGAUUAGAAUUCCAAUGGUUGCUUGAGUUGAGGAAUCACAAAUCUUGGGAUCUCUGUGGAGCCAUCUUCAUUAUGUGGAUAGAGAAAUAGAGAAAGGAAUGAAGAAAAUACGCGGUGAGAUGUUGAGAAAUUAUGCAGUCCCCAAGAGUUGAGGGAAAAACCUGAGAGUCCUUCCUGCUUUUUUAUAGUCUGGGACACACUGAUACCUUAUAAUAAAGUUCCACCUUUGGCUCAA
Messenger RNA from Phacochoerus africanus (Common warthog), 2166 nucleotides. Its product is annotated as b(0,+)-type amino acid transporter 1-like. Gene Ontology annotation, biological process: amino acid transmembrane transport. The transcript is spliced from 6 exons. The record is from RefSeq and is a predicted model, not a curated record. Gene Ontology annotation, molecular function: L-amino acid transmembrane transporter activity. Lineage: Eukaryota; Metazoa; Chordata; Mammalia; Artiodactyla; Suidae. The coding region runs from base 159 to 1625 and encodes 488 amino acids. Gene Ontology annotation, cellular component: membrane.